GGACACGGCAGCGGCUUGAGCCGGCACAUACCUCACUGUAGCAGCCCGGGCUCUGGACUCCCUUACACCAUGUGCGGCCGCAGGUAGAGGCCGUCUCGCUGGCUUCUUUUGCUUUGUGUUGUCGGGACUGGAGGCCAUGGCGCUGGGAUCGCGGCCGGAGUUGGUUGGGAAGCGCUUCGUGUGUGUGGUACGGGGAGGAGAGGAGCCGCCGGAGCUCGGGGAGAACGGGCAUAUUGGCCGCAGGAGCUGGAGAGCCGGCGUCAUCCGUGCGGUGUCUCACCGGGACAGUCACAACCCUGAACUGACGGUGUAUGUUGAAUUUGAUGACCUGGAAUGGGAUAAACGUGAAUGGGUGAAGGUAUAUGAAGAUUUCACAGCUUUUUUUGUUGAGUUCCAGCUGGUCUGGGCUAAGCGAAAAGACCCCAGCCAGUCUCAGGGAUCAAAAGUCAAGCAUGUCCAGUGGCCUGCAUUGGCUUUCAAGGCCCUGGUUGGAAAGGGAGCGUAUAAUUCCAUCACGGCAAUAGAAUUUUUGGUGGAGAAACACUUGGAGUUCGCAACUGAAGAUAGUGCCUUUCAGCCCUAUCAGGAUGAAGUGGACAGUCUAAAUCCAGUUCUCAGGGACAACCCCCAGCUUCAUGAAGAGGUGAAGGCCUGGGUAAAAGAACAUAAAGUUCAGGAGAUUUUUAUGCAAGGUCCUUAUUCCUUAAACGGCUAUCGAGUGAGAGUGUACAGACAGGACUCUGCCACCCAGUGGUUCACUGGGAUAAUUACUCACCAUGACCUUUUCACCCGCACUAUGAUUGUUAUGAAUGACCAGGUACUAGAGCCUCAGAAUGUUGACCCUUCUAUGGUUCAGAUGACCUUUCUAGAUGACGUUGUUUACUCUCUGUUAAAAGGUGAAAAUAUCGGAAUCACAUCUCGUCGUAGGUCUCGCUUAAACCAGAACAGUAACACAAUUCAUGGUCAUUAUACACGGGCACAAGCUAAUAGUCCAAGGCCAGCAAUGAAUUCUCAAACCUCCACUUCAAAACAGAAUCAGCACCACAGAAAUGCCCGCUUAAACAAAAGAAAGGGAUCCGACAGCAGCAUGCCUGAUGAAGAUCGCAUUAAAGAAGAGCGAUAUGAUGGAACUGGUAGACCAGAAAACCUAAAGAGGAACAAACAUUUUCACAGCAAAAGGAGGAAACCAGAGGAGGACGAAAAGAAAUUAAUUCUUAAAAGGCUGCGUACGGACAAUAUUUCUGACUACUCUGAGAGCAGCGACUCGGAGAACUCAAAUAAAAGGAUAAUAGAUUCUUCCUCUGAGCAGAAUUCUGAGAACGAGUUGAAAUGCAAGAACACUUCAAAGAUAAAUGGAGACGAAGGAAAAUCCCAAAGUAGCGAGGGAGCCGAGGAACAGACUCUAAUAGAUAGGCAUUCUCCCUGGGAUAAAAUACAGGAAGAUAAAAAACAUCAAGAAGCAGAAAGAAUGAAGUCGGCUGACGUACAGCUGCAGGAGGAGAAGCCUCAGUUCCUUGUCUCCGAACAGACAGCACUUUAUGAGCAGAAUUCCAAUAAACCGCAUCUUCAAGAUAAAGUGGGGGACAAAAACAGCACUACAGAGUUUUUGCGGACUGAGCAGGCCAUUGCCAAGCCCCCCACGCCCAAAACUGCUAUUGUCUUAGAUAGCGAGAACAGUUCCGAGAAAGUUCCCCAGGAAAACAGUGCAAGUCAGUUCAGCUUGCAGGCUCCUCCGCAGGUGGACAUGCAAAAUGCCGACCUGAAACCCUCGUUUGGCAAUGUCAAUUUUUCAGAUUCCAAGAAGCAGGCUUCAGAGCAUGGCUGGAAUGACAUUGCUAAUAAUAAAGCAGAACUGGCACUUUCGGGGGUGUUAAAAUUGCCCCAGCCCACUAAGGAGGCAAAUGACAGAGAUAAAAUACACCAUACCCCAAUCAUGGGCAGCACUUCUUUAACGGAUGAACAGAAGAGGCUUCAAAAACAGUCCAUGGACGCUCUCAAGGCAAAACCUCAUAUAUCUGAUUCUUCUAGUAAAAUUAAAUUCAACUCUUCUCUGGAUGUUGUGAAGUCUCGGUCUGUUCAUUCUCCAGAUACAAUAAAACAUAAGUUAAAUUAUCAUAGUAGCCAAGGUUCUGGAACAGUACGACAUUUGAGCAAACUGGAUUGUGAUACGCACAGGUCCAGCUUUCAUCCAGUAGCUGCACGAGUGAGUACCAUCGAAUCUACGAAGAGCCCUCUUAUUAUAGACAAAAAUGAACAUUUUACAGUUUACAGGGACCCAGCACUUGUUGGACCAGAGACUGCUCCCAAUCACAUGUCUCCUUAUUUGCACCAGCACAAUUUUGCCCUCCACCCUCCGGCUCAUCGAGCAUGUUUACCUCCAAACAGCCAUCAUCCAGCACUAACAGCCAAUCCUCAUUUGUUGACGUCCUCGGCCAAUCAGACACCUAUGUCUGCGAUGAACGCUCAUCCUCUCGGAAGCUCCUCUCACCAUUCGGUUCACCAUCCUCAUUUGCUUCCGACCGUGUUGUCGGGUAUGCCUCCCGCUUCCUUGCUCGGAGGUCAUCCGCAGCUCGAGACCGCACAUGCCAGCAGCCUUAGCCACCUGGCACUCGCACAUCAGCAGCAACAGCAAAUAUUACAGCACCAGCCUCCUCAUCUUCUUGGCCAAGCUCACCCUCCAGCUUCGUAUAACCAGUUGGGACUUUAUCCGAUUAUCUGGCAGUAUCCGAAUGGAAGCCAUGCCUAUUCAAGUCUUGGUCUGCCUUCUUCAAAAUGGGUGCAUCCAGAAAACCAUGUGAAUGCAGAGGCUGCGAUUAGAAGGAACACAGCGAGUCCUUGGUUACACCAGCCUACCCCUGUGACCUCAGCAGAUGGACUCCUAAUGGGUCAUCUUCCCGUACGACCAUCCAGUGCAGAUCCCCACCGACCGAUUAAACUGGCUACGCAUUCAAGUCCCCCAUUGUCUAAGCAAACAGACCAUCAUAAAGAGGAUACCGAGAAGAAACCAUUUAGUGAGCCGUUACGCACAAUUACUACAGCACCCGUAAAGGCUGAGCAAGAACACAGCCGAACACAACCUGGGAAAGACAGCCAUGUACAUAGACAUUAUAUGGAUCCUUUGAGCCACGCUAAAUUACAGAGGCCAGCACAGGAGACUGGAGAGAGAAAUAAUAAAUACAAAGAAGAACAUAGGCGAAUCCUUCAGGAGAACAUUGACUCUUCUACCUUUCCCGUAAAGUUGAAAUCACAGGAAGCGGAUAGAGAGGGCUAUUCUAGAGUGACACCCGUAGUGUCUUGCAGCCCGCAAAGCCACGUGGUGAAACAGGAAAAUAACAUGGAACGCCCCAUAACAGAAUUGUACAAAAUGAAGAGUUCUGUAGCUCAAAGUCUGCCGCAAAGUAACUACUUUACCACGUUGUCCAAUAGCGUGGCAAAUGAUCCCCCUAGAGCGUUCGCAUCCAAGGAACCUGUCAACGUAUACUCUGAAAAGCAGAGGGCAAGCCCUUCUUCAUCCAAUUCUUCUACUCUUAACUCGUAUAUGUCCUCUUUGUCCAAGCCACCACCGCUGAUUAAACAUCAGCCUGAAGAGGUAUCUACAGGCAAAGUAAACGAGCAGCUGCCUCAACAAUUGACCACUCAUACAAUUACUUCUUUCAGAGGCGAUAGUAGAAGUCCAACCCAGCUGUCCAUUUCAUCUUCCAAUGCACUCCGCAGCAUGCCCGCCCUUCACAGAGCACCCGUGUUCCACCCGCCAAUUCAUCACAGUCUAGACAGAAAAGAUGCCAGUUACAGCAACCUUUCUCCACCUACACUAACUCCAGUACAGCCAGUAAACACAGGGAACAAAAUCCAGGAGCUUCAGAAACCUCCCACUCUUGUACCUGAGCCUAAAGAAGCAUCGGCAACGUAUAAGAAGAGUUCAGAUAGGAGUGUUCAGGAAUCCUGGAAGGCCAGCGAUAAGCAAAACUCAAACAAGGGAGGAUGGGUGCCAGAGAAAAAUAAUGUGAAGGCGCAUGCUGCAACGGCAUCAGUCAUUGUACGCCCACCUUCCAGCAUGAAGUACGAUAACAUGCCAGUAAGUCAGUUGCUCUCAAAGGAGCGUGUUGGCGAGAGAGCCUCAGCUGGAAUAAAUCAGUCGGAUUGUUUAAAACCAUUGGAAGCCCGGGAGACUGGAAGAAUUGCUCAGCCAAUUAUGAACUCAGACAGCACUCAUGUGAAUUUCGAGAAGAGCUCUCACGCCCCCACACACAGCCUUCCCAGUUCAGUUGCACCUGGAACCAAUAUAAUGUGCAGUACAAAAACGGACGUGACCACCUCUGCCCCCACAACCACAAGUGUUUCAAGCUGCAGUGGAUCAGAAGUAACCUACUUGUUAUCGAACUCUGUUUCGGCGUGUACUGUGAUAGAAAGCACUAGUUCUAAAGCGCUAAACCAGGCAGCUGCACAAGCUCAAGAGAGCAGAGAUACCACCAUACUUCCCAUCAACACAGUAAGGGGUAAGACGGGUGUUACGAUUCCACCCUGUGCUGCAUAUUCUACUUCAAGUGAUUUCAUCCAUUUAAAAAAGCACAAGGCGGCUUUGGCUGCGGCUCAGUUAAAGUGCUCUAAUGUCAGCGAUACCGAAACAAACACUAUGAAAAAUCUGACCUCGCAGACCUCAACUUCUCCAGACAGCAAUGCAACCAGCAGCUCCACAAACACAACAAGCUCUGUAGGCAACGGGCAAGUUUCCCAGUGCAGCCAGCCAAACUACCAUACCAAACUUAAAAAGGCUUGGCUUACUAGACAUUCGGAAGAAGAUAAAAACACUAAUAAAACAGAAAGUGCAGGAGGCGCUAUUGUGUCUGAAAUGAUUAAGCCUUGUACCGUUAAUCUGAUAGCCUCAACUUCUAGCGAGCUUCAAAAUAACCUAGACCUUCGAACGCAUGAUGACAAGUCUCCUAAUCAAGAUAGGCUUACAAGGAGGAGAGUUAAAAGGACUUACGAAUCUGGCUCCGAAAGCGAUGACUCGGAUGAAAGCGAGAGCAAGUCGGGACAAAGGCUGAAACGACAGCCCAAGCCAACGUACAAAAAGAAGCAAAAUGAUAUGCAGAGGCGAAAAGGUGACACAGACAAAGAGGAGGAAAUAAAACCCAACGGUGUUCUCAGCAGGAGUGCCAAAGAGAAAACCAAACUGAAGCUACAGAGCAAUAGUAACAGCACUGGCAUACCUCGUUCUGUAUUAAAAGACUGGAGAAAAGUUAAGAAACUGAAGCAAACCGGGGAGUCGUUUCUACAGGAUGAUUCUUGUUGUGAGAUUGGGCCAAAUUUACAGAAAUGUAGGGAAUGCCGACUGAUCCGUACCAAAAAGGGGGAAGAGUCCACCCACUCGCCAGUUUUUUGCAGGUUUUAUUACUUCCGAAGGUUGUCUUUCAGUAAAAAUGGAGUGGUGAGAAUUGAUGGAUUUUCAUCUCCUGACCAAUAUGACGACGAAGCAUUAAGCUUAUGGACUCAUGAAAACUAUGAUGAUGAUGAUUUGGACCUGGAUACAAUUAAAUAUGUCUUGGGGUACAUCGGAGAUAAAUUCUGCCAGCUAGUAACAUCUGAAAAGGCAGCGAUGUCCUGGGUAAAAAAAGAUGCAAAAAUCGCAUGGAAGCGAGCAGUCCGGGGCGUGCGCGAGAUGUGCGAUGCUUGUGAAGCCACCUUGUUUAACAUUCACUGGGUCUGCCAGAAAUGUGGAUUUGUGGUCUGUCUGGAUUGUUACAAAGCAAAGGAAAGGAAAAGUUCUCGAGACAAAGAGCUAUAUACCUGGAUGAAAUGUGUCAAAGGACAGCCUCAUGAUUACAAGCACUUGAUGCCCACGCAGAUUAUUCCAAGUUCUGUGUUGACAGAUCUCCUCGAGGCAAUGCAUCAUCUUAGAGACAAGUUUGGCAUCAAGUCAUACUGUCACUGUGCCAUCAAGCAAAGCUCGCAGUCUGGCAAGUUCCCAGCGCUGAACGGGGUGUCACAGGUCUUGCAAAAUGUCCUCAAUCACAGUAAUAAGAUAUCGCUGUGUCUGCCGGAUUCUCAGCCGCAGGGCAUUUCUCAAAAGCCAGAGACGAAUGGUAACGCGAGCCCAGGGAGCGACUCCAGCACUGACAGCAAGCUAACGUCAACCGAGUCCCAGUCUUCGCUGCACUGGCUGGCGGAUCUGGCGGAGCAGAAGUCCAGGGAAGAAAAGAAAGAGCCACUGUAUGACUACAUCCCGAGCCCUUUCUUCCUCUGCGUUGCAGAAAACAAGGAAUGCCCGGUUGGAAAGCAUAUCAAAGAAGAAAGAGACCAGGUCAUUUCAGAAACUGUAAACUGUAAAACCUCUCCCCCCACAUCUCAAACUAAUGAACAGGGAUCAACUCUACGCGAUCUGCUCACUACUACCGCUGGGAAACUGCGCCUUGGGUCUACGGAUGCUGGCAUUGCAUUCGCUCCUGUGUACUCCGCAGGAACUCCAAGUAGUAAAGGUGGAAGGUCCAUGCCAAACAUCUUGGAUGACAUAAUCGCCUCAGUGGUUGAAAAUAAAAUUCCAGCGACAAGGGCUCCCAAAAUCAACGUAAAAACCGAGCCAAAAGAGGAAAUGACAGAAAGCCGCAAGCCAUCUCUGGAGGAGGGCAUGAGAUUGCACAACGAAAUCCCACAUUCUUGGAUCUGUGAUAGGCACAUUCUAUGGUUACAAGAUCAUAAAUACAGCGGCAACUGGAAGCUCUUUCGAGAGUACUGGAAACAAGGAAAGACGGUGCUUGUAUCCGGAACGCACACAAAGAUCAACAUCAACCUGUGGAGAUCAGAGGCAGUGAGCCAUGAUUUUGGUGACCACCAAGGAGACCUUCUAAACUGCAAAGAGGGCAUUGUGUCAAGCGGGAACGUCAAUGAGUUUUGGGAUGGAUUUGAAGAUGUCGCAAAGCGACAAAAAUUGAAAAAUGGGGAGACGGUUCUCCUGAAAUUGAAGGACCAGCCAUCUGGAGAAGACUUCAAAAACAUGAUGCCUGUGAGGCAUGAAGAAUUCUUUAAAAUGCUACCUGUGCCAGAAUACUGCAAUCCGGAUGGGAAAUUUAACCUUGCCUCAUAUAUGCCAUCGUUUUUUGUUCGCCCAGACUUGGGACCAAGAAUGUGUAGUGCAUAUGGAGUUAUUGCAACGAAGGAUCAAGACACAGGAACAACAAAUCUUCAUAUUGAAGUGUCAGAUUUAGUUAACAUUCUCGUCUACGUUGGUGCAGCAAAAGGGAAUGGAAUAGUAUCCAAAUCAGGUGUAGUAAAAAAGUUUGAAGAAGAAGACUUGGAUGAGUGUCUAAGAAAAAGAUUGAAAGACUCCGACGAAGUACCUGGUUCUCUGUGGCAUAUUUACGAGACCAGAGAUGCUGACAAAAUAAGGGAAUUUCUGCAUAAGGCUGCUAAAGAGCAAUGUCUAGAAAUCCUUCCUGACCAUGACCCGAUAAGAGACCAAAACUGGUACUUGAAUAAGAAACUCCGACAGAGUCUCCUGGAGGAUUAUGGUGUGAAAAGCUAUACUCUUGUCCAGUUUCUUGGUGAUGCCAUCAUUUUACCAGCAGGAGCAAUAUAUCAGGUGCAAAAUUUCCACAGCUGCAUCCACAUGACUCAAGACUUUGUGUCCCCGGAACAUAUUGUUCACUCAUUUCAUCUAACUCAAGAGCUGAGGCUUUCUAAAGAAGAAAUCAAUUAUGAUGAUAAGUUGCAGGUUAAGAAUAUUUUAUACCAUUCCGUGAAAGAAAUGGUAAAAUCAUUGAAGAUCCACGAAGAAGAAAUGGAAGACAUGGACGAAGCUUAAAGUGAAAAUGAAUGAACUGGGUUUAAAAUUCUCGUACAAAAGAGAAAGUAAACGGACGUGCGUACCCAUGAAGUAGAAAGUUGGAGAACAUUGGUGCCAAGAGAAUCCACUCCUAGUAUUUACUUGUUACUAACACCACACCAGUAUACCGUUCACAAUCGCAGUCUGAGUCACCCCCCCAAGGCAGACCUGGACGCCCCCCAUCCUUCUGCAGUGCAUUGAUGGUCCAUCAUGCGGGGGGGGGGUCAAUACAUUUUUGCCUUCUGAGUGCCAGACGGGUGAGCACCACAUUGCCUGGUGCACCACUUUGGCACUUAAAGGGUUAAAGCCUCAGAGCGUGCUUACCGUUGUAUUAUAGUGUACAUUUAAAAGUUUGUGAAAAAAAAUGUUAAAAGAUUUAAAUGUAUUUAUUUUUUUGAAAAUGAAAUUUGAAAAGUUCUAUGCUAUAUUGUUGAUCAAAUGUAAAUGUGACCUGUAUAGUUUGCUAAAAUAAUUUGGAUAUUUUUCACUACAUUGAGACAGUAACUGUGAGGGGGGGGAAAAAACACACAAAUCACCAGCUAUUGCCUGCAUUCGGGAUCAUUCAUGACAUAAUCUUAAAGAUUACUGCCAAAUAACUGUAAACUAUGUAUAUUCUAAAAUAGAAGACCGUAUAUAGACAGACUCUUCAAUGCUUUAUUGAAGCCUACUCAAUGUAUAAUUAGACAUUUACAAAAGAUGUAAUUUAUUUGAAACAAGUUGUCUCAUUUUGGAAAAAGAUAUGUGAACUUUUGAAGCUAAAUAUUAAACUUAAUAUCCUAUGUAAAUAUAUACAUAUAUACAUUCAAUGAUGUAUUUUUUUAAGAACAUUGGCUUGCUUUAAUUUGUUAAAGGUGCAAGUGUUACACAUGCUUUGUACAUUGAAGUUGAAAGGGGUUUUACAUUUUCCAUUAAAAAAGCUCAAAUGUUGAUAAAA
Messenger RNA from Spea bombifrons (plains spadefoot toad), 8753 nucleotides. It is a transcript of the gene JMJD1C, whose product is annotated as jumonji domain containing 1C. Gene Ontology annotation, molecular function: histone H3K9 demethylase activity; chromatin DNA binding; transcription coregulator activity. Lineage: Eukaryota; Metazoa; Chordata; Amphibia; Anura; Pelobatidae. Gene Ontology annotation, cellular component: chromatin; histone deacetylase complex. Gene Ontology annotation, biological process: regulation of transcription by RNA polymerase II. The record is from RefSeq and is a predicted model, not a curated record. Bases 137 to 7798 code for a protein of 2553 amino acids. The transcript is spliced from 26 exons.